AAACGAGUCCUGCGGUAUUGUCUCGGAAUAAUUCCAUCGUCUUUCUUUACUUUUGCCUUUGCGCAUGGGGAUCUAGCUUUCAAUUUGUCUACCCGUAUUAUCCUCCUCACAAACUGAGGGCUCAAAGAUGACGGACAAGCUCCCCCCUCCGCUCCUCGCCCUCUUUCAGCCUCGCCCACCUUUACGCUAUGUUACUCCCAUUGACCGUGCACCAGAGGACUGUAAGAAGAGUACGCUCGGCGGCGUUGCACAGUUUCUUCCCGACCUGAGGAAAUAUGAAGAGGAGUACCCAUACAAUGCUACAGAGAGUUGGAUCCAGCGCAAAAUGCGGCAGAAGCAGGAGAAGAAGGAGAAUAUGGACAAGCAUUUGACAGUUGGCCUUCAAGACUUCGACCCUGCGAACGACCCGCAAGCACGAGGCGACCCCUUCAAAACGCUUUUUGUCUCCCGUCUCAGCUACGAUGUGAAGGAGUCAGAUCUGGAAAGAGAGUUUGGACGAUUUGGUCCUAUUGAGAGGAUCCGUAUCGUUAAAGACACUGUAACCCCGAAGGGUUCGAAGAAGCCACACAAGGGUUACGCUUUCAUCGUUUACGAGCGCGAGAAGGACAUGAAAGCCGCUUAUAAAGAGACGGAUGGCAUCCGUAUCAAAGACCGGCGUGUCUUAGUUGAUGUGGAACGCGGCCGCACUGUUAAGGGCUGGAAACCUCGGCGUUUCGGCGGUGGUCUAGGAGGCCGUGGUUACACCAAAGCGCUACCCUCGCGCCCUAUUGGUCCUGGAUCAUUCAGUGCUCCCUCCGGGCCUGGCGGUUUCGGCGGCGGAUUCCGCGGUGGCUUUGGUGGUGGCGGUGGUAGAGGCUUCAAGGGCGGUUUCCGCAAUGAUCGGUUUGGUGGUCCUCGUGGCGGCGUCGGAUAUCAGGGAGGUCGCAACGGGUUUGGCGGACAGGCCCCGCCAAACGCACCGUCUGGCCCCGGUGGUGGUAGAAGCGGCGGCUUUGGUGGCGGCAGGUAUGAUCGCGAUCGGGGUGCAACUGGCAGCAACCGUGAACCGAUACGGCCCAGAGAUGGCUUCUCCGACCGCGAUCGCAGGGAAGACCGGGACCGCGAUGGUGGUGACCGUCACAGGGAUCGCGACAGGGACAGCUUCCGUCACCGGGACCGGGACCGCGACCGUGAUCGUGGUGACAGGUACGGAGGCCGGGAAGACUAUGGACGGAAGAGAUACCAUGAGGAUGAUGCAUACGAUGACCCUCGCGCCAAGAGAAGAUACUAAACGCCUGCCUUCGAAAGGAUUAUCCCCGUUUAGUACUCAACACGGUUUGCUGGUGGGUAUUUCUGAUCGAUCUUCCAGUUAUUCUCAUCGUCUAUCACGGCAAUGGGUAAGGCAAGGUCCACUAUCAUUCAGGUCUCAUGCCUCCAGGCUUGACCAAUACUUACAACAGUCGGAGCGCUAUUCAUCCUCAUCUUACGCUGGUACUGAGGUAUUUAUGUACACCGCGGCGAUCUCAUGAUUUCCUGACCCAUGAAAUGGCCUUUUCCUUCCUGGAGAGUCGACGUCUACUGAAACCGGACGCUUGGUCGCAACCCCAUUCUUACUGUUUUUCUUAUCUAGUUAUUCUUCUGCUUUCUUGCAUGUCCUUUUACCCUGUCGCGUUUUCCCCUUCUCCAGGGUUUGCACUGCUCUUUACGGGGUAAGUAUGUACUUUAGGUAGUCAACAUCUUUUCGGUGCAUUCAUGAAGGGAUUAUGGGGGGUCAGGUAAGAAGAUCAGGUAAGGUUUCUUCAACAACAAAAUAACCGAAACCAGGUAUCUUCGUACAGUGUAAAUCAAGGUAAUGGUCGGAAUA
Molecule: messenger RNA, 1843 nt
Organism: Aspergillus alliaceus
Lineage: Eukaryota; Fungi; Ascomycota; Eurotiomycetes; Eurotiales; Aspergillaceae
Product: U1 small nuclear ribonucleoprotein 70 kDa
Exons: 4
Coding region: 128-1270 (380 amino acids)
Biological process (GO): mRNA splicing, via spliceosome
Cellular component (GO): U1 snRNP; precatalytic spliceosome; U2-type prespliceosome
Molecular function (GO): mRNA binding; U1 snRNA binding
Source: RefSeq, a predicted model, not a curated record